UUUAUCGAAUUAGAAUUAGAAUUUAAAUGUUUCUUAGUAAUAAUUGUUAUUUUUUUUAGCCAAAAGGUACCAAAAGUCUCUCAGAUUCUCGCCUAUACGAUAGGAUUUCAAGUAGUUAACAGUUGAAACAAGAAAUUUCCUUGUUCCAUAAACAUGCCGACAAUUUUAGCAACCCUUGUUCCAUUCUUUCUAUUCAACAUUCUAAUCCUAGUACCAAUGUCUGUCUCAGAUUCUAACACUUUUCUCCAAUGUCUUUCUCUCUAUUCAGAACCUUCUCAUCCAAUCUCUGAACUCAUCUAUUUCCCUAACACCCCUUCCUAUUCACCUAUCUUAAACUCCUACAUCAGAAACCUUAGAUUCAACUCAUCCACUACUCCUAAACCAGUUUUCAUUCUCACCCCAUCUCAUGUUUCUCACAUCCAAGCAUCAAUCUUGUGUUGCAAGAAAUUUAACCUAGAAAUCAGAAUAAGAAGUGGUGGUCAUGACUAUGAUGGGCUUUCGUAUGUUUCAAAUUCCCCUUUCGUUGUUCUUGAUAUGUUUUUGCUUAGAUCAGUGGUUGUUGACUUAAAAAAUGAAACUUUGUGGGUUGAAUCGGGGGCAACAGUUGGUGAGGUUUAUUAUAGGAUUUGGGAGAAGAGUAAAGUUCAUGGCUUUCCUGCUGGGGUUUGUCCUACUGUUGGUGUUGGUGGACAUUUUAGUGGUGGUGGAUAUGGUAACAUGAUGAGAAGGUUUGGGUUGUCUGUUGAUAAUAUUUUGGAUGCGAAAAUUGUGGAUGUUGAUGGAAGAUUACUUGAUAGGGAAUCAAUGGGGGAAGAUCUUUUUUGGGCUAUUAGAGGUGGUGGUGGAGCUAGUUUCGGUGUUAUUGUUUCUUGGAAGAUUAAGUUAGUUUCUGUGCCUGAGAUUGUUACUGUUUUUAGAGUUGAAAAAACAUUGGAACAAGGGGGUGGUGAUAUUGUUCACCGGUGGCAAUAUGUUGCCGAUAAGAUGCAUGAUGGAUUGUUUAUUAGAGUUGUUAUUAGUCCUGUGAAGAGAAAAGGUGAGAAAACAGUUAAGGCGAAGUUUAAUGCUUUGUUUCUUGGUAGUGCAUAUGAUCUGCUUGAUGUAAUGAGUGAGAGAUUUCCUGAAUUGGGUUUGAUUGGUAAUCAGUGUGUUGAAAUGAGUUGGAUUGAUUCUGUGUUGUUUUGGUAUAACUAUCCGGUGGGGACUUCGACUGAUAUUUUGCUCGAAAGACAUUCAUCGCAAGAGAAGUUCUUGAAGAGGAAAUCAGAUUAUGUGCAGAAGCCGAUUUCGAAAGUUGAUCUUGAUGGUAUAUGGAAGAAGAUGAUGGAACUAGGAAAGGUUUCACUUACAUUCAACCCUUACGGUGGGAAAAUGAGUGAGAUUUCUGAGGUGGAAACACCGUUCCCGCAUAGAGCUGGUAACAUAUAUAAAAUCCAGUACUCGGUAAGUUGGAAAGAGGAAAGUAAUGAUGUUGCGAAUCAGUAUUUAGAUCAGAUUCGAAAGCUUUAUGAUUACAUGACUCCUUAUGUGUCAAAGUCGCCUAGAAGUUCAUAUUUAAACUACAGAGAUGUUGAUUUAGGCGUCAAUGGAGAUGGGGAUGUUGGUUAUGAUGAAGCUAGUAUUUGGGGUAAGAAGUAUUUCAAAAGAAACUUUGAUAGGCUUGUAGAGGUGAAGACUGCAACUGAUCCAAGCAAUUUUUUCAGAUAUGAACAAAGUAUCCCAUCACUUGCAUCUGAGACUGGUAUAAUGUCAGAAUAGAAGCAGCUAUGUUUAUGAAGGGGUAUAUCAUUAUUAUAAAAAAUGUAUGUAGAAGCAUGCCAUUAUUAUGGAAAGCUAGUUCAGAUCUAGAUUGAAGUUUGUUACUAUAUUUGAUUGGUUAGAAAAUUAUUUCCAGUUGUAUCUUCCCUGAUUAAGGGGCUUUCUUUGUUCAUUUGGGUUUUGAGCUGAGAUGAUUGAUGAUGUAUGUAUAGAUUACAGAUUUGGUCUUGUAACUAAUGCUAUUAGGCCGGUGAUUGCUGCAUAAUGAAAAAUGAUAUUCCAAUUUAGUUUA
Molecule: messenger RNA, 2050 nt
Organism: Lathyrus oleraceus (garden pea)
Lineage: Eukaryota; Viridiplantae; Streptophyta; Magnoliopsida; Fabales; Fabaceae
Product: berberine bridge enzyme-like 8
Exons: 1
Coding region: 154-1758 (534 amino acids)
Molecular function (GO): oxidoreductase activity; FAD binding
Source: RefSeq, a predicted model, not a curated record